Messenger RNA from Terrapene triunguis (Three-toed box turtle), 688 nucleotides. Its product is annotated as WD repeat-containing protein 61. Gene Ontology annotation, cellular component: Cdc73/Paf1 complex. NCBI's taxonomy places the organism in Eukaryota, Metazoa, Chordata, Testudines, Emydidae. The record is from RefSeq and is a predicted model, not a curated record. The transcript has 7 exons. The annotation marks the transcript as partial. Gene Ontology annotation, molecular function: protein binding.
AAUUCCUAUGCAUAUUCAGCUUAUAUAAAGAAAUGACCACACAGUACAGUAUUCUCUUCAAGCAAGAACAAGCACAUGAUGAUGCCAUCUGGUCAGUUGCAUGGGGAAAGAAUAAAAGAGAUGGUUCUGAAACAGUAAUCUCUGGAUCUUUAGAUGAUCUAGUGAAGGUCUGGAAAUGGACUGAUGAAAAAUUAGAUCUACAAUGGACUUUAGAGGGCCAUCAACUGGGUGUGGUAUCAGUAGAUAUCAGCCACACAGGUACCAUUGCAGCAUCCAGUUCCCUAGAUGCUCAUAUUCGUCUUUGGGAUUUAGAAACUGGCAAACAGAUCAAGUCCAUAGAUGCUGGUCCUGUUGAUGCCUGGUCGUUGGCUUUUUCACCAGAUUCCCAGUAUCUUGCAACAGGAAGUCAUGUGGGAAAAGUGAACAUUUUUGGUGUUGAAACCGGAAAAAAGGAAUAUUCUCUGGACACUAGAGGGAAAUUCAUCCUUAGCAUUGCAUAUAGUCCAGAUGGAAAAUAUUUAGCCAGUGGAGCAAUAGAUGGCAUCAUCAAUAUUUUUGAUAUUGCAACUGGAAAACUUCUGCAUACGCUAGAAGGCCAUGCGAUGCCAAUUCGCUCAUUGACAUUUUCUCCGGAUUCCCAACUACUCGUUACAGCUUCAGAUGAUGGAUAUAUCAAAAUCUAUGAUGU